AUGGUCAAGACAUUGCUCUCUGCUGCUGCUUGUGUUUUGUUCUUCAUCACUACGACUGCUUGCAUGGUUAGUGCCAUUGCACUUCCUUCUAUCCCAGUCAGCACACGAAUUUAUAUUGGUGGUUCUUUCACUACCUUGAACGAUACAAGAUAUAAUAAUGUUGCCUACUAUGAUUUGAAGGAAAAAUCCUUUAAGGCCAUGGAAAAUGGUACUAAUGAUGAAGUUAAGGUUCUUACUACUGAUUCAUAUGGUAAUGUUUAUAUUGGUGGUGCUUUCACUCAAUUGGGAACCAAAAAGAGUGGUCCACUUGCUGUCUGGAAUGUUUAUCACUCUAAAUGGGUUGAUACUGGUCUUUCUUCAUCAGAUUUCACUCCUGGAUCUGUGGUUACUGCCAUCAGUACUGAAUGUACAAACUCAUAUGAUUUUGAUUCGACACAAGGUCUUUUUCCUUGUGAUAUUUAUAUUGCUGGUAAUUUCAAAGCUUCUGUCUCUGGUAGUAAUGCAACAAACAUCUUGUACUAUCACCACAAGAAUAAGAAAUGGGAAACACAAGCAACCUUGAAUGCAACCUAUAUAACAGUUAUUUCCAAGGUUGUCAAUAACAAUAUGGUAUUUUAUGGUGGUAAAUUCCAUGAUGCCAAUGGUAAAGAGUAUGGUCUUGCCAUGUAUGACACUUCAAGUAGUUCGUGGAUUAUGAUUGAUGGUGUCAGUGGUGUUACUGAUAUCUAUUAUAAUUCACAUAUUUACAGCUCAGAUAACAUGUUUAUUUCUGCUUCUAUUUUCGCUUAUUCUCAAUGUAAGGGUAUAUGUAACUUCAAUCUAAGGGAUGGAUCUUGGACAACACGUUCUGGUAUUAUUUCCACAGGUUCAGUUAACAAGAUUAGAUACAUUAAUGGUUUGUCUGCCUCAAAUGUUGGUUCAAUAUUUGUUGGUGGAAGUUUCAUGAGUGAAUCCUCUGUUGGGAGACGUGAUGGAACUGGCGAGUACAGUGCCAUUAGUACUAACUAUCCUAAAGAAACUGUUCUAGGUAUGGAUAUUUGUGGUUUGAAAGCUUAUGACGUUACUGGUUGCAAAGGUGGAUCAGUAGCUGUUGUUGGACAAAACUUCUUCAAGUUCUAUGAUGCUAAUGAUAACAUGUGGAAGUCUCUCCUUUCUGAAAAUGGGUUCGUAUUGAACAGUAUUAGUAUUACCAAUAUUCCAGAAAUGCCAAUACCUUCACCAAUACCCUCACCAUUUCCAAGCAGUGUACAAGCUAAAAUAAGCUCAAGUGAAUGCAAUAGUUUUAAGGUUCUUUUAUUCAUUACAUUCCUUUUCAUUUUUCAUUUAAUAAAUUAA
Messenger RNA from Naegleria gruberi, 1335 nucleotides. RefSeq lists its product as uncharacterized. Gene Ontology annotation, biological process: positive regulation of establishment of bipolar cell polarity regulating cell shape. The record is from RefSeq and is a predicted model, not a curated record. NCBI's taxonomy places the organism in Eukaryota, Heterolobosea, Eutetramitea, Acrasida, Naegleriidae. The coding region runs from base 1 to 1335 and encodes 444 amino acids. The transcript is spliced from 2 exons. Gene Ontology annotation, cellular component: plasma membrane of growing cell tip.